GUUUAUUGAAUACACUUUCGAUUUGUCAUUCAAUUUGUGUUUUUUGUGAUAAUUUCGUUGUUUUUAAUUCAAUUCAAAGUUUAUAUUAAAUUAAUUUAUUUCUUAAUAUAUAUGAAAAUGAAUGCAAUUAUGAAACCAUUCAUACAAUCAUUACUUUAACGCCAAAUAUAUCUAAAUAUUUGUCAUUUAUUAUAUUUUGCAGUUUAUCCUCACUUUAAUGAAUCAAACGAUAAUUAUGUCUGCAUUUCGGACACGAUUUCAAGAUUUCAAAUAUAUAUCCACUCGAGUCUCGAAACCUGUUCUCAACACAAAUGUUUUCCCGAAGUCUCCAAAGAAGUCACUAUUGCAUCCGCCGUUGAAGCCAUUGAAUGACACCAAAUGUUGUCUGCAUUUGAGUUGUGUUGAUAUGAGGAUAGUUGUCGGCCCUCCCGGUGGUAGCGAUUCAUUCCGCGGCGGUUCAAGUGGUGGCGGAACAGCUGGAGUGACCAGUGGUGGCGGCGACAAGACUUUUAACAGUUCGAGUGGCACUGGAAGCGGAACCGGUGGCAAAGACGGACAGUUGUGUUGUCCUAAAUGCGGGAAUCCAUGCACUCAUGUCGAGACGUUUGUUUCGUCGACCCGUUUCGUGAAGUGCGAGAAAUGUCUUCACUUCUUCGUCGUGUUGUCCGAAAUUGAUUCCAAGAAAUCGUUUAAAGAGAACCGAAAUGUUAACGAGAAACUCAAUGUGCAGAGAAAGCCUCCGCCGCCGCCCAAAAAAAUCUUUGAGUUCUUGGACAAGAACGUUGUCGGACAGAAUUACGCUAAGAAAGUGUUAGCGGUUGCCGUUUAUAAUCAUUAUAAACGCAUUUAUCACAAUAUGCCCACUAAUAGCAGCGGCGGUGGCACUACUUCUGGCCGCUCUGUACUCACUAAUGAGAAUAUAGUUGACACACAUUCUGCCGGAAUCUUCAACCAUAAGGAUCUGCUGCACAUAACAGGUUUGGGCACAAGUAAUGCUUUGGGUGUCGGGAACUUUCAGAACCAACAGAACUUCCAGUCAACAGACAUUCCCGACGCGACCACAAGCGGACAAUCGACUCUAAACUCGAACCGUGGAAACGAUGUCUUGGAUGUGACCACUCAUGAGCUGAGAUUAGAGAAAUCCAACAUUUUAUUGUUGGGACCGACAGGCAGUGGAAAGACAUUACUGGCGCAGACAAUAGCGCGAUGUCUGGAAGUGCCGUUCGCUAUCUGCGACUGCACGACACUGACUCAGGCCGGGUAUGUCGGCGAAGACAUCGAGUCUGUGAUCGCAAAGCUAUUACAAGACGCCAAUUACAACGUGGAGAGAGCGCAACAGGGAAUCGUCGAAGAAGAGGACAACCAGAAGACCAAUGUGAGGAAGUUAUACGAUUCCGUCACCACUAAUGGCCACCAAUUGGUUGUGUCCGCACUUCCAGCCGCUCCCGUCAAAGACACCAUCAUUACUAACAUUCAAGCAAAACUUAUCGGCGCUGGAGUUGAGGACCAAAUGCCGACCAUUGCAGUGGUCGCUCAUUACGACGCCUUUGGUUUAGCGCCGGAACUCUCAUUUGGAGCCGACUCUAACGGAAGUGGAGUGACGGCACUCUUAGAGUUGAUCCGAUUAUUCUCGAAGCUCUACUCCAACUCCAAGACUCAGCCCAAAGUAAAUCUGCUGUUUCUGCUGUCGAGCGCCGGAAAAUUCAAUUACUUCGGCACUAAGAAGUGGAUCGACCAACAGCUGGACGGCAACGAAGGCAGUCUUUUAACGGACUCGUUGUUCACUAUAUGUCUGGAUUCGUUGGCCGAUAGGGACCGCAAUAGUGGCCUAUUUAUGCACGUCUCGAAACCGCCCAAAGAGGGAACACCAGCCGCUCAACUGUUCCACGAC
Molecule: messenger RNA, 1891 nt
Organism: Medioppia subpectinata
Lineage: Eukaryota; Metazoa; Arthropoda; Arachnida; Sarcoptiformes; Oppiidae
Source: the annotation of a GenBank genome assembly